UGAUCGGCGGCUCUGAGUGAUAGUGUUGAUUGCGAUUCAAAUCACCAAACGCAUUACUGGCAUUAUAUUUAAAGAAAGAUAAUUUCUUGCAAGAUGGCGGCUUACAAGAUCUUCCUAAAGUCAGACAACAUUUUAAGUAGAAUACGUUUUCCACUAAGCAAUGUCAACGUCAGCAAGGCGGGUAAUAUUUGGAGUAAGAGCUGUGGCUGUCACUUUUCAACCUCAAGCACCAGGAAAGCCGAAUUCUACACAGAACCAACUGAAGCCGUGAAAGAUAUCCCCAGUGGAGCCACUGUACUUGUUGGAGGGUUUGGUUUGUGUGGCAUCCCUGAGAAUCUGAUUAGCAGUUUACUGAAGACAGGUGUGAAGGAAUUAACAGCAGUCAGUAACAAUGCUGGAGUUGAUAACUUCGGGCUGGGACUGCUCCUCCAAACCAAGCAGAUAAAACGCAUGAUUUCUUCCUACGUGGGAGAGAACGUUGAGUUUGAGCGGCAGUACCUGUCAGGAGAGCUGGAGGUGGAGCUCACCCCUCAGGGCACGCUGGCAGAGAGGAUUCGAGCGGGGGGGGCCGGAGUGCCAGCUUUCUUCACUGCCACAGGCUACGGCACGCUGAUUCAGGAGGGGGGCUCGCCCAUCAAGUAUAACAAAGAUGGCAGCAUAGCCAUUAAAAGUGAGCAGAAAGAGGUCCGUGAAUUCAAUGGUCGUCACUUCGUUAUGGAGAAGGCCAUCACUGGGGAUUUCGCACUGGUUAAGGCAUGGAAAGCAGAUCGAGCUGGGAAUGUGGUAUUCAGGAAAACAGCAAGAAAUUUUAACCAGCCCAUGUGCAAGGCAGCUAAAGUAACAAUAGUAGAGGUUGAAGAAAUUGUUGACGUUGGUACAUUCGCAGCAGAGGACAUUCAUAUCCCCAGCAUUUAUAUUCAUAGGAUUGUAAAGGGGGGCAGCUUUGAAAAGAGAAUAGAAAAGCGCACCGUUAAAAAGCCAGAAGCAACGACACAAAAACCCAAAAAGGAGUCUGAUCUUCUGAGGGAGAGGAUCAUCCGCAGGGCAGCGCUGGAGUUUGAAAACGGCAUGUAUGCUAACCUGGGCAUUGGCAUCCCGAUGUUGGCCAGCAAUUUCAUCAAACCCAAUAUAACAGUCCAUCUGCAGAGCGAGAACGGCAUUCUGGGAUUGGGUCCUUACCCAAUUGAAUCUGAAGUAGAUGCUGAUCUGAUCAAUGCUGGUAAGGAGACGGUCACAGUGCUUCCAGGUGCUUCCUACUUCUCCAGCGAUGAGUCAUUUGCCAUGAUUCGAGGGGGCCACAUCAACUUGACGAUGCUGGGAGCGAUGCAAGUUUCCAAGAAUGGAGAUCUGGCUAACUGGAUGAUUCCUGGUAAGAUGGUGAAGGGGAUGGGCGGUGCUAUGGACCUGGUAGCCAGUGCAGGAACCAAGGUGGUCGUUACCAUGGAACACUCAGCCAAGGGUGGUGGACAUAAAAUCUUGGAGAAAUGCAACUUGCCGCUGACAGGGAAGCAGUGUGUUGACCGGAUCAUCACAGAAAAGGCUGUGUUUGAUGUAGACAAGGACAAAGGACUCACCCUCAUUGAAUUAUGGGAAGGACUGACAGUGGAGGAUAUCAGGAACUGCACCGGCACAGACUUCACAGUCUCUCCCAACCUCAAACCAAUGCAGCAGAUAUCAGACUAAUCAGGCAAACCAAGAAAACAAGACCAACAAGCCUUCAACACCAAAAAAAAAAGUGAAAUGGUCCACUGAAAGGUUGUUUGCGUUUGUUAGUUUUGUGUGAAGUACAGAUAGGAAGAUUUCAAAUUGGAAAAUAAAUGUCAGUGUCUUACUGUUUCACUCAGAAAACCAAACAGUGCUUUCUCAGAUUGAAUUGAUAUAUUAUUUGUAUUUCUGUUUGAUAAUUUUUAAAGCUCUUCCUAUUUAAUAAACCAAUAACCGUAACCUUCAAUGCAAAAAUCUUUGAAUAUGGCACAAGGCCUUAUAUUGGUUAUUAAAACUGCAUCGCUCUACCUUUUUUCUGUAUACCAUUGUACAAUAAAGCGCUACCGAUAUGCAA
This is a messenger RNA of Polyodon spathula (Mississippi paddlefish), 2059 nucleotides long. RefSeq names its product succinyl-CoA:3-ketoacid coenzyme A transferase 1, mitochondrial-like. Gene Ontology annotation, cellular component: mitochondrion. Lineage: Eukaryota; Metazoa; Chordata; Actinopteri; Acipenseriformes; Polyodontidae. Bases 94 to 1683 code for a protein of 529 amino acids. Gene Ontology annotation, biological process: ketone body catabolic process. Gene Ontology annotation, molecular function: succinyl-CoA:3-oxo-acid CoA-transferase activity. The record is from RefSeq and is a predicted model, not a curated record. The transcript is spliced from 17 exons.